Molecule: messenger RNA, 2012 nt
Organism: Klebsormidium nitens
Lineage: Eukaryota; Viridiplantae; Streptophyta; Klebsormidiophyceae; Klebsormidiales; Klebsormidiaceae
Source: the annotation of a GenBank genome assembly
CAGGGGGGGAGCUGGGGUGAAAGCAGGGCGCUUGCGCAAAGGGUGGUUGCAUGACCGCUAUCUCACAAGGCUGCCUCAGGAUGCAGAGCAUUAAUGACACCACCGCAUGCAUUUUGACAAAGGAGCGGCAUUCUCUAAGCUACGAAUCAGUGUUUGGAGUUUACAGCCCGAGCAAGUAUUGAACACGCUCAGAGGGAGAAAAGCUGGAAUUUCCUCGUGACAUAGACGAAGUUAGCCCCACGGCCUACUCACAUUAGCCUCCCUGCUUUUGCUGACUGCCAUCCUCAAAUUGGAAUAACGGCUCCACUCAUUUGCAUGAAGUUGGUUAGCAGAGGUAGGCUGAAGCAUUUGAGAGAGCCUGCUGUGUAGGGGCAGGUUGACCAUGCAGCGAGAAUUUGGCGACAACUCUGUGGCAGUCGCCGUUGCGCCUCUGCCGAUCGCGCGGCCUGUCCCCAGGAUGGCAGCUCCUGCGCAGCCCCUGACGCAGGACGAGCUCGAAAUGCAGAAGUUGAUUGAACAAGUGUUAGGGAACCAGCCGUUGACACUUGGGGACUCUGCUGCACAGCAGGGCCCUAGCACAAGCGGCCCCCAGCACGUUGGUCACAGCAAAAAAGAGCGCAUGCUGCGGAGAGUACAGCAAGAAGAGGCAAAGAAUGCAUUGCUGCAGGCACAUCACGCCCCGACCACAAGCAGCGCAGACAUGAAGCCAGUGCUCGGAGUUCCGCCCCCCGGCUUCACGCACGGAAUGCCAUCGUUUUCGCCCUUUGGAUACUUCCCGCCCUUUGGAACCGCCGCGCCUCAGUUGCCGAUGGGAAAUGCGGCUCAGGAGGCCGCAGUCAAGCGGAUGCAGCGGCAGACGGCAGACCAGGAGAAGAAAAUCAAGCGGCGGCGAGUGCUGGAAGGCCCGAGCGCUUCCCGCCCCCCCUCGCUUCCCAUCCCCUCCCCGUUGUUGGGGGCUGCACCGCCUAGUGUUUCCACCCCCCGGUCUAGUUCGUCGGAGGGGAGCAACCCCCAGGUUGGUGAAGAGGCCGAGCCGGUCAUGCUGGACGGAGCGCCCCUGGUCGGGCUUCCCCCCGCUAAGGCCCUCGGACGAAAGAAAAGGUUGCUGCGCAACCGCGUAAGUGCCCAGCAGGCACGCGAGAAGAAGAAGCUGUUGCUGGCGCAGCUAGAGGCCAGGGUCGCGGACCUCGAGAGCAGAAACGCGAGCCUUGACGAGGAGGCCGCUGCGCUUGUUCAGCAAAACGAAGAGCUGAGGAGACGGGUUCGCGAGAACAUCCACAAGCCGGUUCAGAGUUACUAAGGCUCCCCUGUGAGCAAGGACGACGAUCAUGCCGACGUCAGCCGACACCGGCUGCACUCAAGAGACGAUGAGCCCGAUACAGCCCGCUACAGAAAGGUAUAUUCCUGGCACAACAGAAAGUCAGCAAACCUGCUGGUAUAUAGCCGUAGUCGAUCAAUACAUAAGCAGGAGCAUACGCAGCGGCUGCCACAUUGGCGGCAAAGAGCAUUCUCGCAUAAAUAAGGGGAGCCACGAUGUCGACGGGGCGUCGCCAAAUGUAAAGCUAUGAUCAGCGCCAAAGAAAAUGCUUUCUGAAGCGUUCAGUGGGUUGUCACCGGUAUCACGAGGUUCACACGCGGGCGUCGAAGGUCACCACGUUCCCGAAUGGAUGAAACAACAUUGAGACCAUUCGAACUUAACCCGUUGCUUGUUGUCGAAGGUUUGUUGCUUGUCAGGACCGCCUCUGUGGAUCAUCAGUAGGCGUUAGGGGAUAAUUGAAGUCGAGGUCAAAGGAAACCUUGUCUUAAGUUGGUCACAAGUUCUUAAGGUUACUUGCUCACACUCAUCAUCGAUUAGGCUGCAUCCCAGGUGGUUAAUUCUUGAGAAAAUCGUAAAGAAGACGUUCCUUUAGUUGAGUUCAAAGCGAUCGCUGCAGUUUUCCACUUGAACUUGUGAAUCUUUGCAACGAAGUUUGGUCAAGAGCUUUGAUUUCUACUGCCACAAGCUGUGCGUG